This is a messenger RNA of Scophthalmus maximus (turbot), 4438 nucleotides long. RefSeq names its product neural cell adhesion molecule 1a (gene ncam1a). Gene Ontology annotation, cellular component: axon; plasma membrane. The transcript has 20 exons. Gene Ontology annotation, molecular function: cell-cell adhesion mediator activity. The record is from RefSeq and is a predicted model, not a curated record. Gene Ontology annotation, biological process: homophilic cell-cell adhesion; dendrite self-avoidance; axon guidance. NCBI's taxonomy places the organism in Eukaryota, Metazoa, Chordata, Actinopteri, Pleuronectiformes, Scophthalmidae. The coding region runs from base 301 to 2550 and encodes 749 amino acids.
UAAUUCGCGUCGGUAUCUAUUGAGUGCAUGCGUCCGCGCAUGUGUGUGUGUGCGUAAGUGCGUAAGUGCGUGCCACGGCUGCUGCUGCUGCUUGUCACUCAUUGUGCCGCGAACACGGGCAGCGACAAGGACCAGAAAUUGAGUCCGGUUGCAGUUGUUAUCCCUGGGAAAAGGCUGGUAUCCGUUCCUGGCCCCCUCCACCUCCACCUCCACCACCUCCUCCUCCUCCUCCACCGACACCACCUCGCUGGUUCCAAGUGCGACUAUUCUGCAAGGAGAGUAAAUCCGUGACACAUUACAAUGCUCCAAAUACGGGACAUCAUCUGGCGAUUGCUUUUCAUUGGCUGUGCAGCCGCCAUCCAGGUGGAAAUCACUCCAACGCAAGGAGAGAUCAGCGUUGGAGAGUCCAAGUUUUUCCUCUGCGAAGUGGUGGGAGAUGCUAAAGACAUCGACUGGUAUGCCCCCAGUGGGGAGAAGAUCCUCCCCAACAGGCCGGACAUCUUUGUGAGUCGCAGUGAUGAAACCACGUCCACCCUCACCAUUUACCACGCCAACGUGGACAGCGCUGGCAUCUACAAGUGUGUGGCCAAGAAUGGCGACAAGGAGGCCCAGGCCACGGUCCAAGUGAAGAUAUUCCAGAAGAUCACUUUCGAGAGCGCCCCGAGCCCGCAGGAGUUCAGCGAAGGCGACGAUGCCGAGAUAGUCUGCGAUGUGAUCAGCUCGCCGCCGCCCACCCUCAUCUGGAAGCACAAGGGCUCCAAGAUCCAAUUUGCCAAAGAUGUGCGAUUCAAGAUCUUGGAUAAUGGCCACCUGCAGAUCCGCAGCAUCAAGAAGACGGACGAGGGCAUGUACAACUGUGAGGCCCGCGUCAUGGCCAGGGGAGAAAUCGACUUCAGGAUGAUCAAGGUCGUCGUUAAUGUGCUCCCCACCAUCCGUGCCAGGCAGUCGGAGGUCAACGCCACGGCCGACGUCGGGAGCUCCGCUCUGCUGGCUUGCGACGCGGACGGCUUCCCCGAGCCCACCGUCACCUGGGCACAUAACAACGUUGUCCUUGAAACCGGCGAUAAGUACAGCCUGAACGAGGAUGGCUCAGAGUUGGUGAUAAAAGAUGUCGCAAAAGUGGAUGAAGGAGAAUACACUUGCAUCGCCAAGAACAAGGCGGGAGAGAAGGCGGAGGAAGUCAGCCUCAACGUGUUUGUGCAACCAAAGAUUACCUACCUGAAUAAUCAGACCGCCGCAGAGUUCGACGAGCAAGUCACCCUGACCUGCGAGGCCUCGGGUGACCCCACACCCACCAUCUCCUGGAGUUUCGAGAACAGGGUCUUCGCUGAAGGACAGCAGGCCUCUUGGACGCGACCUGACACGUAUGAGAGCCUCGAUAGGAACAUCGUGGUGCGCAGCCACGCGCGGGUGUCCUCUCUCACCCUGAAAAACGUCCAGUUCACGUACGCCGGCCAGUAUCUCUGCACCGCCGGCAACUCCAUCGGCCAGGACGACCAGCACAUGUACCUGGAGGUUCGCUAUUCUCCGAAGAUCCAGGGUCCGGUGGCGACGUACACGUGGGAGGGAAACGCGGCCAACAUCAGCUGCGAGGUGGAAGCUCACCCGGGAGCCUCGGUCCUUUGGUUCAGAGACGGCCUGCAGCUGCCCUCCGCCAACAUGACCAACACGAAGAUCUACAACACGCCUACCGCCAGCCACCUGGAGGUUACCCCUGAUUCUCAGUACGAAUUCGGGAGCUACAACUGCACAGCAACAAACGCGAUGGGCACCGAGUCCAAGGAAUUCCUUCUGAUCCAAGCAGACGUGCCAUCAUCGCCAGAAAUCCAGGGGGUGGAACCCUUCUCCAGCACAGCGGUGGUGGUGUUCGGGGAGCCCGACUCCAUGGGCGGCGUGCCCAUCAUCAGGUACAGAGUGGAGUGGCGUCUGCCUGGCCAGCAGUGGACCGGGAGGGAGUACGACGCUGACGACGCCACGUCCAGGAUCACCAUCGCGGGCCUGAAACCGGAGACCACCUAUGAAGUCAAGAUGUCCGCCAUCAACGGCAAAGGCGAAAGCGAGAGCUGCCCGGCCAGCACUUUUAAGACCGAGCCAGUCCGGUAUUCUUUCACAAUUUCAUCGGCGAUUCCACCCACUCUUGCCGCCACCACUCUGGCCCGUAAAGGGGAACCCAGUGCUCCCAAACUAGAGGUCAAGGUCCAAAAGGGGGGCAAUUCCCUCAAGGUCAACUGGAUCAAACAGGACGAUGGCGGUUCCCCCAUCAUGUACUACCUGGUCAGAUACAAGGCUAGGCACGCGUCUCACUGGAAACCCGAGAUCCGCAUUCCCAACGCCAGUGAGUAUGUGGUGCUGAGCGGCCUGGACUGGAACACGGAGUACGAGGUCCACGUGGUGGCAGUCAAUCAGCAGGGCAAGUCCGAGCCGGGCACCGUCUCCUUCAGAACGGCCACGGAGCCCACCACCGUCCCAGCCACCCUCGGUUGCCAGAGUGUGACGUACAGUCUGGCGGCGCUUCUGCUGUCCACGCUCUCUGUGCACUGGCUCUCAUAAACUGAUUUUGUUCGAGGAGAUUGAGGAACGUCUGAGCCUUUUCGAGAUCUCUGGGCUCUGACCCCUUUGCUUUCUAUGCCUUUUGACCCUUGUGCAGCCACACACAAGAUAAAUAAAAAAAAAAGAAAAAAGAUGAAGACAGGGACGCUGGAAGUCGACAUCGGGGGGUGCCGAGUCUGAAUAAUUCUGUUUUAUUCCAUUUUAUUCAAUUAAUUGUUGAUUAAUUUGAACGGCCAACAAUGGUUUGUACCAGUUUUAGAACAUUUUCCAAUACAGCAGGCAGAAAAACCUGGAUUAAGGACAAUUGAAGAAAUCAGAGAAUCUUUUUUGAGACCUAUCUCGAAAUAAUUAGCGCCACUAAAACCUGCGAUCCUUUCAGUUCGCACGUAGCGCUACGUCCCGUUUCUUCAAUUGAGCAUCCAAUAGGCCGCACAGAAAAUACACUAAUUGUUCAAAGAUCAAAUAUUAUUUUUAAACUGUGGUACGGUGUGACUUUUACACACCGGCGAACAAGUAUGGAACACCGAGGUGGGGUAAUUGCGAGGUGUUGUAGACAGGGAGACAUCUCAAGGAGGUCUACUUCGGUUCGGCCUACUACUCUGCUGACCUCAAAAUAUUACUCUGAGGAAAUUAAAUGAAAGGUUUUGUCUUUUUUUGAUGGCUUCUUUUAAGUCAACGUAUUUGCCUUGCAGUUACAACCCCUACCCUGUAGGGGCUGCUGCAGCCCCUACAGCGCCCCCUACUUCCAGCGUCCUUGGAUGAACAGUCGCGACAUUGGUUUCAUGAUGUUAUUACAGGGUGCUCGGUACUUGCAUCAUUCUCAACUUUUGGGGAUUUAGAUUAUGGUCAUAUUUUCCAAUAUUUUUUUUUCCCCAUGUCUAUAAAUGAAAAGAUACAGAAACUGACAUUUUUUUAGAGGGGUUUUGUCAAUGUUACAAGAUGGACGUGGCUGCUCCUUUGAGAUAAACAAAGUGUUGGCACUUUGGUUUUGGUGCAGUUAGCACAUUCACAAUGCCUCGAUGUGAUCUGGAGUGGGGGCGAUAAAUACAACGAUAACCGUACCCUGUUUAAUUAUUUUUCUGCAGUGUUCUAACCAGAAAAAAAAGGCAUUUGCUAAGAGACUUUUAUUUUGGAAUUCAUUGCCUUUCCGACAGACACAAAUGUCACAAAUGACAUAUAAGCAUGGAAACUGCAUGAGAGCUGACACGAGGCAUGAUCCGGUGUUCAUGAAUGUGCUAUGCAGCUGCUUUGAGGUGCCCCAGUCGAGCAUUAUGAAUGUGUUAACUCAGUGGUGAGUGCAAAUGCCGUGCCUAAUUUUCGUUUUUCUUUUCUUUUCUUUUCUGUUUUUUUGUGGGGAGGGGGGCGGGGGGGGGACGACGACAAAAGCUUGAGAAGUCGUGCUUAACAAAAUGAGGAAAGGUAACAUUUGCAGAGGAAUUUAGUAUCGAUUAUGGUCAGAGUAUUCAUCACACCUUACCACCUGUCGCUAUCAUAUAUUAUGCUCACUUUCAAAUGGCACCGUUAUGUCACCGCCUUGUCAAGAGGGGUUGUGCGAGGGAAACUAAUCAUGUUUUGUGACAGUGUACAUAGUCUGUUUUCCAACUGAUUCUUCGGUAAAACGCGAGAAAUCAGCUGUUACUUUGACGGUGCGUCUUCUCUUUUUACCCGAAAGCAGAGAAAAUGUCUGAAGACGACACAAACGCAACGGCUGUUAAACACACACACACACACACACACACAAAAAAAAGAAUCUAAACAAAAAAAAAAGACAUCAUUUUCAAUUAUGUGAAAUUAUUUUAUUCUCUUGAGACAUUUUUUGUAAGUACAUAUCAGUGUAUUUCCAUGUAACCAUUGUAGGGUUGAAAUAAAAAUCUCUUUCUUUUUUUCA